AUGCGGUUUAUGCAAAUCCUGAAGGCUGCGGCUCUUGCGUUGGUUGCUUCAUCAAAGCUUUCCAAUGCAUUGGCAUCUACCGAUGAGAUCCAAGAUUGUGACGCUGCACAGUCCGGAUAUCUUGAUAAUCAUAACCUCAGUCCUGAUAUCGUCAACGACCCGGGGUUCGGUAUUUUAUGGCAGAUAUCAACUAUUGGUGGGGCCAAUGAAUUGUUCUUUGCGAAACCUUUGGUGUAUACUCCACCCUCGACCGGCAUUCAAGUCAUUAUUGCGGCAUCUGCUAUGAACUGGGUGUAUGUGAUCGAUGCGAAGAACGGUACGGUAUAUACCAAACGUCAAUUAGGAAAACCAUUCGCGCAAAAAGAUGUUGGCUGUGGUGACGUCCAACCCUUUAUUGGUAUUAUGGGCACGCCCGUAAUUGAUCCCGCUACCGACACGAUUUAUAUGUUUUCAAAGUCAUAUUUGGAUACCUCUGAUAAUGGAGCUACCGGUGUCUUGAACGGCCGAUACCGGGUUUAUGCUCUCGAUGUUUUGACAUUGGCGGAUAAAUUUGGGUUCCCAUUGAUGGUGGAAGGUUCUCAGGCGGACAAUGAUCCUCAGAAGUACUUUAUGGGAGGGACUCACAUGCAGCGCCCAAGUUUGGCUAUGAUCAAUGGUAUCGUGUGGGCUGGUGUGGCAAGUCAUUGUGACCAGUACAACUAUACUGGGUGGAUAUUUGGGAUUGACCCAUCGACACCUCGUGUUGUUUCGCUGUUUUCAACUAUUUCCGGUGCUUAUAGUAUUCCCCAAUCUACUGUUGGCGGUUAUCAGCGAGAUGACGGCGGUGGAGGUGCCGGUAUUUGGCAAGCCGGAAUGGGCCUUGCAUCUGAUCGAAGCGAUCGAUUUUUCGUUGUGACCUCCAAUGGCCACGCGCACGAGAACAAAGAUCGAGCCCGGGAUGGAAGAAACCCACCUGGUACACUUGAAGAAUGUAUUGUUUCUCUGAAAAUUGAUGCGCAAACGAAAAAGCUGAAACCCCAAGAUUUUUUUCAACCAUACGAAUACUUGAACCUCGACAAUGCGGAUAAGGACUUUGGAAGCUCAGGUUUCACUCUCUUAGACCCAAAUACAUUCAGCGCUUCGGGCGUGACAAGGAUGGGGGUUACUGGAGGAAAGAACGGUAAAAUCUAUCUUGUCAAUGCGGAUAAUCUUGGCGGUUAUAAAACGGGAUCCGGUGGGGGUGAUGCGGUCCUCCAGACUCUCACGCCUGCAGGUGGUUCCAUUUUUGGAGGUAUCGGGUCUUAUCCCAAAGAAGGUGGUUACAUAUAUGCCUCCUCUCCUGGCUAUAAUACAGUCGUCUACAGUUUCGGAAAGGACUCGAAUGGGAAACCCGUUUUCACGCAAGUCGGUAUGACGGCGGAAAUCAAUGCCGGGCGGGUAGGAACGGGUAUUCCCACUAUCACUUCAAUGAAUGGACGAGCUGGGACUGGUAUUCUCUGGUUGACAGAUGUUGACAAUGGCCUGAGAGCGUGGAAUGCCAUCCCGAAUGCUGACGGGACGAUGACUAGAUUAAACCUUCCACCGGUCACCUUCGUCGGGAAAUGGCAGCGACCGGCCUUUGGUGACGGGAAACUUUACAUUGCUGGAAGCAACGGCAAGAUUACAUGCUUGGGGGCACCUAUUAACCUACCGCUCACUUGUACCGACCUUGACUUCGGUGAUCUAGUUAUUGGUAAUACCAAGACCCUGAACGUCAAGUGCCAGGCCAAUAUCGCUAUCACUAGUUUCAAGGGCUUGAGUAUCGUACCAGGGCUCUACUUUAAGACCAGCAACAGCUCGGUUACUGGAGUUUCGCUUGCAAAGGGGCAAAACGUUACUAUCCCGGUGACAUUGGACCUUACCACUGCUGGUCAAAAGUUUAUUCCUGGAAGUAUUACUUCCUCCCUCCAGAUCAUGACGAACAACGGGGUUGCUGGCUAUUCUAGCCAACAGCCAGUCGGUUUAGCCGGCAACAUCGUCUCUUCGGCUGCCUUCCUCCAACUACAACCGCUCGAAAUUUCCUUUGGGGGCGUCGUCUGGGGCUCCGAGCAGCAGGUUGAUGGUAUUUUGAGCUCAAUGUACAUCAAAAACAUUGGAACCCAACCAAUGACUAUCCUCAACUACGUUUACACGAAGGAUAGUGUUGAUGAUAUCAACAACAGCACGGAAUGGAUUCGUAUCACGCCACCGGCCACUCCUGGGGACCUUUGGUACCUGAAUGACGGGUUUGAAGCCGAUUUCCCUGCUGAGGGCAGUACCAUCGCUCCCGGUACCAGUGUUGCUGUAGAGCUCAAAUUUCAACCCACUCAUACCGGUGACUUUUCUACCUGGGUCGCGGUUAACACCACAGCUGGAUAUUCCAUUUUUGCUAUGUCUGGGACAUCAUCCACGGCACCAAUUGGAUUGCUCCAGAUGCAGACCUUGGAGGGAGGAACAUCUAACAAUAAGUUCUGGGAUUUUGGAAGCGUCUAUGGGGGAACGGUACAAACGGCUGUUAUCCUCAUCUCAAAUACUGGAGGUUCUCCGCUCCAAAUUACAAAGUCCAAACCUCCAUCCAACCCGGAGCUCUACGCUAUAUACCCCGGUGACGAAUUCACUGAGAAUCAAUUCAUUGCUCCAGGCAAAACGGGAAUGGGGCAUGUCGCCUUCGCUCCGUUCAAGCGAACAAUUAUCAACCAAAACCCCACCCUGUAUACUGAGUACUGGGUUUUAAAUACCGAUGGUGAAGGGUUCAAUGGCCCGUACGAAGUUGCAUUUACUGGUGCUGUCAUCACGAAGCAGGUUGGACCAUUGUUCAAUAAUGGGUCUGCUAGAUACAAAUAUCUCGGCUGCUAUCUGGAUGGCACCAAUGGCCGCAUUGCCCCAAACAAGUAUACAUUCCAGGGUACCAACGAAAACGGUAUAUGUCAGAGCCAAUGUGCAUCAGCCGGGUACGCUUUUGCUCUAUCAGAGUACGCAUACGAAUGCUGGUGCGGAAAUACUGUCCCGGAUACUUCACUAAAAGGUGCAGACUCUCUCUGCGCUACUCUAUGCCCUGGAGAUACGAACCAAACCUGUGGUGGUGAUGGAGGAUACGCUACGGCGUGGUACGAUAGCCAAAGAUAUGAUCCUGUCACAAACCUCCUCGACGGUGUAUACGCGAGACCACCAAGUUUUAUGCAAGCGGCUGGAGGUUUCAGUUUCUACGGUUGCUGGAGCGAUUCUGCCUCCAACCGCUCAUUGAAGGGCAAGGCCACUUCGGGCAGCAAUAUCAACAUCACUUCCUGUGCAACUUUCUGUCAAGGGUACACUUGGAUGGGAACAUCUUAUAGUAAUGAAUGCUACUGCGGAAACGAUCUCGGCGGUGUUACGAAACCUCUUGCAGAUUGUAACAUGCUGUGUGCAGCUGAUCAGUACUCUUUCUGCGGUGCUGGAUCUAGACUUUCUCUAUAUCUUCGGAACGGAACAUCGGUGUCAUCUAGCUCUACCACCACCCAACCGUCAACCACCGUUGGGACUGGCACCACAUCAGCAACAGCUACACCGACAUCUCCAAUCUCAGGUUGGAACUACCUGAGCUGCUGGACCGAUGAUGUUGCAAACCGUUCUCUCCAAGAUAGCAAUUAUGCUACGGAUGACAACAGUCUUACGAAAUGCUCACAAUUCUGCGCUGGCUUCAAAUACUUUGGUGUUGAAUAUGGCUCUGAAUGUUACUGUGGUAAUGUCCUUGGAGGGGCUUCUGCUGCUGAGGGUGAUUGUUACAAGACUUGCACCGGAUCCAACGAAAUCUGUGGUGGUGAUAAUAGAUUAAACGUCUAUUCUGCGAAGCCGGCAAGUACUACGACUACCAGCACAAGCACCAGCUCUACACCCACGCCAUCCUUAUGGAUUGACAUGGGUUGUUACAAAGACUACACUGGUAAUCGCACACUUAUUGGCAAAUCUACAACUUCCACUAGUAAUAACGCGGCUUGGUGCUACAAUUAUUGUAAUAACCUCGGGUUCAGGUAUUUUGGAACUGAAUAUGCCAAUGAAUGCUAUUGUGGUAACGCGAUUGUCGGAGUUGGGGAACCAGUUUCCAGCGGUUGUACCUACAAAUGUGCUGGAGAUCAGAGUCAGUUGUGUGGUGGCGCGAACCGCAUCAAUAUGUAUAUGGUCAAGCCUCCAAGUAAAUCGUCCACGACUUCAAGUACUACAUCGACAACAACGACAGCCUUGACUACUACCUCUACAGCAUCGCUUACUACAUCUUCUACUACAUCUUCUACUACAACAACAACUACAUCUUCUUCGCCGACAACAUCCGCCCCAGCCGGUCCAACGGUCGUUCCGUCCCGCGGAAACUUCCAGUAUUAUGCUUGCUGGACAGAUAGGACGAAUGAUAGAGCUCUUGCCGGGUGGGGACUUGACCCCAAUGAUGCUAUGACAGUGGAGAAGUGUAUUGAUUUCUGCGCGCCGACGAAACAGUAUGUUGGUGUGGAAGAUGGAAGGGAAUGUUGUGGACAGGCAGCUGUAGUUGAAGAGUGUUCAACUCCAUGUACUGGCGCAUCAGACGAGAUUUGUGGUGGCCCUUCAAGACUCGUAGUUUAUAAGAAGGUUUCUAAUGAUCCUGUAACAACUACGACGACUACGACGACUACUGCUACGACUACGACUACUACCUCUUCCAUUGCUACUUCCUUAACGAGUACUUCGACUACUAGUUCCUCUGCCAUUACUUCUUCGAGCGCCACUUCAACUUCUACAACUGUUUCAACUACCCUCUCAACCACCAGCUCGACUACUACAACUACAACCACUACUACUACAGCAACCACUACCACAUCAUCUAUCCCUGUUCCCACAAUUGUAGUUUCUUAUGCUAGUUUCACCUAUCAGGGAUGUUGGACCGAUCGUACGAACGACCGCGCCCUCGCUGGAUGGGGUCUCGAUCCUGGUCCUGAGAUGACCGUUGAGAAGUGUAUAGAUUUCUGUGCGCCAACCAAACAGUAUGUCGGCGUUGAAGAUGGAAGAGAGUGCUGGUGCGGCGACGCUAUCCUUUCGGGCGUCCUCGCAGGUGAUUCAGAAUGUGCAACUCCAUGCAGUGGGGCCUCGGGUGAACUUUGCGGUGGAGCUGCAAGGUUGGCGCUUUAUAAGAAGGGUACUGCUAGUAGCUCUACUACCACUACCACCACCACGACAACUUCGACGACUAAGUCUAGCACACUGACAACUACGAUAAGUACUACGACAAGUAGCACCACGCAAUCUAGCACCCUGACUCCAACUACCAGCGCCACAAGUAGUACAACAUCAAGUACUUUGUCAACGACCCCUUCGACUACCAGUAGUACGACAGCUAUAAGCACCAGUAGUUCCACUACCACGAAGUCUACAACGCCUAGUUUGAGUACUACUUCGUCUACUGCCACGACGACGACGACAACUUCGAAGUCCACAACGAGUAGUACUCCUUCCACUACUCCUUCCACCACUCCCUCCACCACUCCUUCCACUACUCCUUCCACUACUCCCUCCACUACACCUUCUACCACACCUUCUACCACACCUUCUACCACACCUUCUACCACACCUUCUACCACACCUUCUACCACACCUUCUACUACCCCUUCUACUACCCCUUCCACUACUCCCUCCACUACACCUUCUACCACUCCUUCUACUACCCCUUCUACUACCCCUUCUACUACCCCUUCUACCACACCUCCCACUACUUCUUCUACGACAACUACAACGGUAACCACAAGUAAACCUUCGUCAACUACCACAAGCACGAUAACGACAACGGCAAUUACCACAACUACCACGAAGUCUACAACUUCUUCAACAACCACAAUUUCUCAACAACCAUCCGCUUCCACUAACCCAUGGGAGUACUUGGGAUGUUACCUAGACUCUGUCAAUACCAGGACUCUCCCCAAUAAGACCAAAACAGAUACUAGUAUGACUAUUGAAUGGUGCCAGGAUUACUGUUUUGGAACCCUCAACUUGCCAUACGCCGGUCUUGAGUCAUCUAAACAAUGCUUCUGCGCCGAUAAGAUCAACUAUGAUAGACAACCAGGUCAAACAGGUUGUACCCAAACUUGUGCGGGUAAUUCAAUGGAAAUCUGCGGUGGCGCUAGUAGACUUAGCAUCUACAGGAAUAACAACUGGAACCCUACAGUAAUCGCGCAAAACGUCCUAGGCUGGAAGUAUGAUGCUUGCUGGACGGAAGUUACCGGUCGUGCUCUUCGUGGGUAUAUUUAUACGGAUAACACCGGUAUGACCUCGGCGCAGUGUGUUACUACUUGCAAGAGUAAGGGGUAUGCACUUGCAGGUCUCGAGAAUGGCAAGGAGUGUCAUUGCAGUAAUGCAAAUUUAGCGACGGUGUCAGCGGUUGAUACUGAUUGUAAUAUGAACUGUGUUGGUAAUGUCACGGAGUACUGUGGUGGGUCGAGUAGAGUGCAAGUGUAUCUUUCUCCGUGA
Molecule: messenger RNA, 6462 nt
Organism: Orbilia oligospora ATCC 24927
Lineage: Eukaryota; Fungi; Ascomycota; Orbiliomycetes; Orbiliales; Orbiliaceae
Exons: 4
Coding region: 1-6462 (2153 amino acids)
Source: RefSeq, a predicted model, not a curated record